Molecule: messenger RNA, 1190 nt
Organism: Aspergillus neoniger CBS 115656
Lineage: Eukaryota; Fungi; Ascomycota; Eurotiomycetes; Eurotiales; Aspergillaceae
Product: ribonuclease III
Exons: 1
Coding region: 52-1176 (374 amino acids)
Biological process (GO): rRNA processing; regulation of gene expression; primary miRNA processing
Cellular component (GO): nucleus
Molecular function (GO): ribonuclease III activity; double-stranded RNA binding
Source: RefSeq, a predicted model, not a curated record
UACUUUGGCAUCUGAGUCUAGUUCUAUGUAUGAAUUAUGAUCGUUCACGCCAUGACCAUCAUGUGUUCGAAACGAAAAUCAGUGUUUUCACUACCUUCCAAUAGCGAAAAAAAGAAAGCAAAGGUGAACAUAUACUUUCGUGUGCCCCGGCUUGCACUAACACUACCGAAGUACGAUGAUGACUUGCAGCUUGCGAAAGAAUCAAUCCCCUCCACGCACAGCCCGCAAAGCAAAGAGAAUAAUGUCGUGCUUCUGAGAACAUUGCUUCAGGAUAUUAUACAGAGCCAAGGCAUCUCUCAAAGCCGCGGAUUUCAGACCGACGCCGAUAUCUUGACUGCAGCCACUGAGCUCGACGCUGCAUUACAGCGCGCAGCAGGUGCCAUUACGUCUACUACUAAAUGCUCUCAGGAUGCGACACUGCCGCUAGAGACAUCCGAAGCAAAAAUGAAGUCUUGCUUGCCCCCGUUACCUCCGAUAUUGGAUGACGUGCUUGAGAGGGCAGUCUUCACUCACCCAGGUGUGAGCAGCAACAUCGGAGCUACUUAUGAUCGGCUGGAGGUUCUCGGAGAUGCAUAUAUAGAACUUAUCUCGACAAAGCUCAUCUGGGACACAUUCAAGGAUAUUCCUUCCGGUCGAAUAUCACAGAUCCGAGAGAGACUUGUCAAGAAUGAGACCUUGUCUGAUUAUGCGUCUAAGUACGGACUCGACAGCAGAGUUUCCGUACCCCCGGACUACCAAAAGCAACCCAAAAGAUGGCUCAAAACCAAGGCGGACAUCUUUGAGGCUUAUGUAGCUGCCGUUGUCCUGUCAGAUACAAGCAAUGGUUAUCGUGUGGCUGAGGAAUGGCUAAGACAGUUGUGGUCUCCGGAGCUUGAAAAGCUUGGAAAGCCGAAGUCCUUGCAUGCCAAAGAAGCACUUGCGAAGAAAAUCAUGGGCAAGGGGAUUAAACUUAAUUACAUCGAUGAACGGCCUCCUGCUCAGCGCGGCAGGGGGUUACAGACGUAUUUUAUCGGAGUAUAUCUCACUGGUUGGGGUUGGAACCAUAAGCACCUUGGCUCUGGUCAGGGUUCUAAUAAAGCAAUUGCAGGAAAUGAGGCGGCCGAGCAGGCAUUGUCAAAUGAACCUCUAAUCGAAAAGAUCAUGGAAAUUAAGAAAGCACAUCUAGCACAAAGAUAAUGUAUCUCAAUCAG